Protopolystoma xenopodis is the source of this 294-nucleotide messenger RNA. Lineage: Eukaryota; Metazoa; Platyhelminthes; Monogenea; Polystomatidea; Polystomatidae. The record is from the annotation of a GenBank genome assembly.
AUGAUUCCAACAAAGCCCAAGCGACCGGAUAUGCACCACUCGAGGCGAGUGGCGAUGAUUCGCCUCACCACCGCUCCAAAUCCAAACCUCGCCGGCCACAAUCUUGGUCGAAGCACACAUAAGGUGAGCUCGACUUCCGGUGCGCCCCUCCAACAGACUAGAGAGUCUAUCACUUCUUCACUUCUUAGUCUAAACCUAGGCUUCUCCUACCGUCCCUCUACCAACCUAGCCUCACUAUCGACUGCUCAUCCAUCCACCCAGCUAGUCGGCCAGUCUGUCACUCAGUACCUCUAG